Molecule: messenger RNA, 3311 nt
Organism: Hyla sarda
Lineage: Eukaryota; Metazoa; Chordata; Amphibia; Anura; Hylidae
Product: inter-alpha-trypsin inhibitor heavy chain H3-like
Exons: 25
Coding region: 594-3026 (810 amino acids)
Biological process (GO): hyaluronan metabolic process
Molecular function (GO): serine-type endopeptidase inhibitor activity
Source: RefSeq, a predicted model, not a curated record
CUCCCCCACUGUGUUUUUAUUCUGCUAUAUGCGAGUAAGCGUUUUCCUUGGAUCUUCUAAUGCAUAGGAUAGCUGCAUAUGAUUAAACAUUUUUAUAUACUGUAAUCCUUGGGGGAUGAUCCAGGCACAAAUUUACGGUGAGCAAUCGUCCCAAAAGGGAAAACAUAAGUUGACCUGGCAGGAACAAUGAGCCAUUGCACAGUUGCAAGAAAAUACUGCAUGGCAGAUAAUGAUACUCAUUGUCUUGAUCCGGAUACAGGACGGCGACUCACCGUUGACAACACGAACCUCUAAAACACGGUUGUAAUGCAAAAAGAGUAUAAAAAGACCAAGAUGGGGAUGAAAGGGUAAAUCAUUUUGCAAGACACCAUGCUACAGGCCAUUGCUGAAAAGGAAAAGUAAGAACUUAGAAAAGAAGCAUUGGAAAGCCGGUCGCUGAUAUAGAAGUCUACAGUAUAAUUAUCAGCAGUCAGGUGACGUCCCGCUUUGCCCAUAAUGUCAUUACAAGUAGAGCUGUUAAUAAAGCCAAUAUCUCUAAAGAAGCCUUUUUUGAUGUGGAUCUGCCAAAGACUGCUUUUAUUACAAAUUUCAGCAUGAUAAUAGAUGGAGUAACGUAUCCAGGAGUCAUCAAAGAAAAGGAAGCUGCUAAAAAACAGUAUGAAAAAGCCGUAUCAAGGGGCCAAACAGCCGGACUUGUCAGGGCCUCUGGCAGGAAGACCGAGAAAUUCACUGUAUCGGUUAAUGUGGCUUCAGAAAGUAAAGUAACGUUUGAGUUGGUCUAUGAAGAAAUGCUGAAACGUCACCUUGGAAAAUAUGAGAUGUUCAUUAAAGUUCAGCCAAAAACUCUUGUUAGAAAAUAUGAGAUUGAAGUAGACAUACAUGAACCUCAAGGUAUCAGCUUUUUAGAUGCUCAGGCAUCUUUUCUAACAAAUGACCUGCUACCGGCUGUAGAAAAAUCUUUCUCUGGAGAAAAGGGCCAUGUCUCUUUUAAACCCACCAUAGAUCAACAGCGUUCUUGUGCCAGUUGUGAAACUACUUUACUGAAUGGAGAUUUUACUGUGACCUACGAUGUUAACAGAGAAUCCCCUGGAAAUAUACAGGUUGUCAACGGAUAUUUUGUUCACUUUUUUGCUCCCCCUAAAUUGUCUGGUGUACCAAAAAAUGUAGUUUAUGUCAUAGACAGAAGUGGAUCAAUGUGGGGUAGAAAAAUGGAGCAGACAAGGGAAGCACUUCUCCGAAUUCUGAAUGACACCUCAGCGCACGAUCACUUCAAUUUCAUCCUGUUUGAUAAUGAAAUUGUUCUAUGGAAAGAUUCUUUAAUCAAAGCAACUCCAGAAAAUCUAGAAGAAGCUAAACAAUAUGUCAGCACGAUCAGUCCAAGAGGCUGGACAAACAUCAAUGACCCUGUGCUGAAGGCGGUUGAUCUACUGAAUAAAGCACAUGAGAACCAAACUGUUCCUGAGAGAAGUGUUUCCAUGAUAAUCCUUUUGACAGAUGGUGAAGCCAAUGCAGGUGAAUCAAACCCUUCAAAAAUCCAAGAGAAUGCAAAGAAAGCCAUUCAGGGGAGAUACACCUUGUACAGUCUUGGUUUUGGCUAUAGUGUUGAUUAUCCUUUUCUGGAGAAGUUAGCUCUAGAAAAUUCAGGAAUUGCCCGUCGCAUAUAUGAGGACUCAGAUGCAGACUUGCAGCUAAAGGGCUUUUAUAAUGAAAUUGCAAAUCCAACACUGAUUAACAUAGAAAUGCAGUAUCCUGAGAAUGCUGUAUCUGACCUCACUCAGAACAACUUCAAGCAUUACUAUGAAGGGGGUGAAAUUGUUGUUGCCGGACGUUUAACAGAUAAUGACUUGAACUCAUUUAUUGUGGAUGUAAAGGCAGAUGGGGCUGAUAAACCCAUAAAAUACACAGAAAAUAUUCCACUUCAAAGUGAGGGUGAUGUGAGCAAAAAGCAGGAAUACAUCUUUGGCGACUUUACAGAAAGACUCUGGGCAUAUCUGACUAUACAGCAGCUGUUGGAGAAAAGGCUUUAUGCAGAUUCAGCAGAAAAGGCCAAUCUAACAGCGCAAGCUCUUGAUCUGUCCUUGAAGUUUAAGUUUGUAACUCCUUUAACAUCAAUGGUUGUUACAAAGCCAGAGGAAAAAGAGAAGGAAGAAGAAACAUUAAUUGCUGAUAAACUUGUGGAAGGACAAGACCAAACUGAUCCGUUUGCUGCGACAGCGCGAUUGCAAACUUCUUCAUAUAUUGCACCAGCGCAAAACUACCCCAUUUACUCUACUCCAAAUUUUGUGGAUUCUGACCCUCAUUUUGUGAUAAAUGUUCCACAAAAGGAUGACGCGCUGUGCUUCAAUAUUCAGGAGAAGCCGGGUGUGAUCCUAAAUCUUAUCGAGGAUAAACAACUAGGUAUUGCAGUCAAUGGACAACUUAUUGGAAAUAAGAAAACAAGCAAUUCCAUAUCAAAUGAAACUUAUUUUGGAAGAAUUGGGAUUGUAAACAGAGAGAUGAAGAUAAGAAUUGAGGUGACUACUGACACAGUCACUGUCCAGCACCUUAGAAACAAGAAAACCUUCUCAUGGCAGCAGACAGGCUUUAUAAACAUGGAGGGGUUUAAUCUGGUGGUCAACAAAAAAAGUAAUGUGACCUUUUCAUUUGGAGAAGGAGCGACAUUUGUCAUUAUUCUGCAUGAAGUUUGGAAAGAUCAUCCUGUUCACAGGGAUUUCCUGGGUUUUUACACAUUGGACGAUCAUACAUUUUCUGCAGGAGUCCAUGGACUGCUAGGACAAUUUUUCCAUGGAAUUGAUUAUGAGAUCUCCAAUGUUCACAAAACUGAUAAUCCUGACAAACCGGAUGCAACAAUGAAAGUGAAGAAGAAGCUGCUGACAGUGACAAGGGGUUUACAAAGAGACUAUCGUAAAGACCAUAGGGAUGGCAUCCAAAUCCCCUGCUGGUUUGUGCAUUACAAUGGAGAAGGCCUCAUUGAUGGAACCCAUACUGACUACAUUGUACCAGAUAUUUUCAGUAUUUCCUAUUAGAAGUGAUUAAAAAUAUAGAAUCACUAUAAUUCAGAACAGACUUUCUAUGAUUUAUUCAGUGAUGAAGUGCGUUGCUGUAAGGAAAGUUUUGUUCCCUUUAAAGUCUGUUUUCUCUAUGGAUCACAAUGUCGCUUGUUUUCUGUUUGUUCGCUGCAGUUUACAAUAAAUUCAUAGAUUUCUCUAUCUGCACCUAUUGUUUGUGUUAGGGUUAUCCCUGCAAUGUUGUUACAUCAGAUGCCUCAUUGUUGUGUGGAUUUUAUCAUGCCUUUUCUAUAGUAAAGAUAA